Molecule: messenger RNA, 441 nt
Organism: Cantharellus anzutake
Lineage: Eukaryota; Fungi; Basidiomycota; Agaricomycetes; Cantharellales; Hydnaceae
Product: kinase-like domain-containing protein
Exons: 3
Biological process (GO): protein phosphorylation
Molecular function (GO): ATP binding; protein kinase activity
Source: RefSeq, a predicted model, not a curated record
CGUGAGAUGAGGGUGUGGUCCCAGUUGACGCAUGCACACAUAGUUCAGCUUUAUGGCUGGAUAUCAUAUAUCAAGGAAGAUUUUCAACCGAGCUUGGUGUCAAACUGGUGUGGCGGAGGGAAUGUUCAGGAAUUUUUACACCAACAUCCUGAUGCCGAUCGCCGGGCCUUGAUUUGCGGAAUUGCUCAUGGCGUAGAGUAUCUUCAUUCAGAGGAUGUAGUGCAUGGCAAUAUCAGACCCGAGAACAUCGUCAUGAAUGGGGAAAUACCGCAGUUGUGCGGUUUUGGGCUAUCGUUUAUUCUAUGGGACAGGUCAACGUGGCCCGAUUCGGUGGCCGGAACGACGAGAUACAUAGCGCCGGAGGUUUUUUUUGAUGAAGUUCGAAACAAGGACAAGGAAAGUGAUGUGUGGGGAUUUGGAUGUACAGCCAUGAAGGUAUGA